Molecule: messenger RNA, 1719 nt
Organism: Physella acuta
Lineage: Eukaryota; Metazoa; Mollusca; Gastropoda; Physidae
Biological process (GO): hyaluronan metabolic process
Molecular function (GO): serine-type endopeptidase inhibitor activity
Source: RefSeq, a predicted model, not a curated record
AUGCCAGACAGAGAUAAUGACCCCGAGUUUCUGGUUGGUGUCAAGGGCGUGGACAAGCCGCUGUGUUUUCAUAUGGAAGGACUGACCAAUCAGGUCAUCCGUUUGUUACAGGAUCCGGCGUCAGGGAUCAUCGUCAACGCCCGCACAUUUCUCGAUGACGCCACCAACAAGACCUACCUCGGCGCCAUCAUGAUCUCCCAGGGCAACUUCCGGCUGAUCGCCAAGCAACGCGUCGUCAUGGUCAACGAGUCCAAGUACGACUGGACCAACGAGACGGUGCUCAACUUCCCGGGACAGAAGAUCUUCGUCAUCAACAACAAGGCCAUCGUGACCUUCUGGAAGAGGAACAUCACCUUGGUCGUCAGGCGGCACUUCGCUACCGUCGCCGACCAGGCGGAUUCCGAAGAGGGUGAUGUCGACGAUGGGAAGAAAAUUCGAGACAACGAAGAAGGGGGGAAUAUCAGUGAGGAGAACGGGGAGAAUAAAGGAGAUAACCCUAUGUUCGCGAGUAACGGAGAAUCGAGGGCGGAAGUGAUCCCGGUGUUCGGGUUCGCCGAGCGGGAUAGUUUCUCCAACGGGGUCUUGUCUUCCCAGAAACACAAAGGGGUCAUCAUGCAUAAUUUCGUAGGGGUCAACCAGGAUCAGACAUUCGUCCGGAAUUUAUUCGUCGAGGUGGACGGGCAGAAGCGGAGAAAACGAAGUUUAAGGUCGGAGAGUUUUAAAAACCUGAAGCGCGGGGACGCGGAUGAUUUUAAUUCCCGCCCGGGGGAGAGGAUGCAGUACGAGUACAAAAGACAGACGCCCGGGGGUCACGGACAGGAUGAGAAACAGCAGUACCGGCAGCUGGGGGAGAUGUUCAGCCUUCAGCAGAAGAGGCCGGAGACCCAGGGGCGUCGCCAGAGGGAGACGGAGGACGACUACGUGCUGGACGACACGGACAUGAAGAAGGACAGGACCAUCUUCCUGGGGCUCUACGUCACGGACUUUAGAGACCUCUCCAACAAGACACACGGACUUCUAGGACAAUUCCUCUUCAAGAGCGUGCUGAUCGAAAAGAUCAAGUACAGAAACGGCAGGACGAAGGCGACGUUUCUGGUCAGCGGGAACCCCGAGCGCCGCACCCUGGCGCUCUUCACCCUCAAGCACAACCAGGCGCUCAACACCUCCCGGGCCUGCUGGAAGAUACGUCAGCAAGGUCGCGAGGUCAUCGACGGCAAGUACACCGACUACGUCGUCUCCAGCAUCCGCAACAGCAACCUGCUUGAACUACCGCCGCCGUUAUGACUAGAACCGGCCCCCGGGACGAGUCCCGGGGAGGAGACCGACGGGGUGGGGAGACAGGAGAAGACGUCGACGAGCAUGGACGUGGGGGGACGGCGGACGGUGUAUGUUAAUUUUACGAGCCACGAGAUUAAAAAUUACGAGCAGACGACCACGACCUUGUCCUCACUCCUGCUCUACCCGACGUGCGUGUACGAGACUCACCACCGGAUUCACGCGCAUAGCGAGCCCGAGAAUAAAACGUAGCGAGACCACGUGACAUUUUUAACUCUAUUUUUCUUUUACCAAACGGAAGACAGUAGACAGAGACUGUGCGAAACUGAACACUAAAUAAAACUGCUUUGCGUGUCUGUUUACAGUUUGCUUCCUAUCUAAACCGAUUUUUAUUCUAAAACAAGUAAAUACAGAGAAUUAUUUUGUUUACUAACGCGGCUGGAA